AACCCGAAUCUGUAUCGGGUGAACUCAGAUAUUUUCCCACAACCACAAACUUAGAGCGGGUUCGUACGGGUACGGACGGAUACGGAUUUUAUUGCCAUCUAAAAGAGGUUAGAUCAUGGAAUUGAAAGCAAUUAGGCGAAGCAAGGUCCAAUAUAGUGUUUUGUGUAGGUGACAGUCACUGGCAACGUUGGUUGUUGGGUUCGGAUCCCAACAACGUUAUAGAGAAAAUAAGAGUGAAUGAGGAACACACAUCACAUGACAUAACAGAGGAAGAAUGAUGGGAGCGAGGAGAAGGUGUAUCUUAGCCACUCUCGCUUUUCUAAUGUUAAUGGGCAUCGCCGUCUAUUUCAGACUCUGGGCUAUUCACUACAACCUUUCUUCCGAUGACACCCAACUCUUAAGGCAACAGUUUGAUAUUGCUAACAGGGAGGCAAUGGAUGAGUCUGCAGAGUGGAGGCUGAGGUAUGAUCAGGAGGUAGAUAGGACAAAAAAAUGUUUACAGGAGCUUCAAGUGUUUCAGGAGUCCUCUCAGAAGGGGCAGGAUGCUUCUGAUAUUAACCAUAAAUUGGCAAUACUGCAAAAGGAGAAUGCAGUCUUACUCGAAAGGUUGGAAACAUUGAAAAGAGAGCUUGAAGAGGAAAGGUUGAAGUGCAGUUCAUGAUACAUGAACUAACCACGAAAGCGUUAACAUGAAGGUCUAUGUUUGUCAUUUUGUCCAUAAGUUGUUUAUUCUUUGGCACAAGUGUUUUAAAGAUAUUUGCAGCAUACAACUAGUAUUCAACCAUGGAAGAAUAUUGGCUGUAUGAUUUAUGGUCUCAACUUUUCACCUUAGAGAUACAGGCCAUCCUGGGAAUAUGAAAACACACAGCAUUUCUCCUUUUCCCCCAUUUUGACGGGGGUUACAUUUUCCUCUGUACUUUAUUAUGGGCAAAUAUAUAUAUUUCUUUAAUCUCCAAAUGUACCUGAUAGUGAUAGUUAUGUUGUUUUACUUUCUUUAAAGAACAGGUGUCAGGCGUAUGCCUUGAUUGUGUACUAUGGGCCAGUAUCUGAUUAAUCCAGCCUGUCCUUGGUAAAUUUAUUCACUCUUUAUUCACUAUGAUGCCAUAUAAUAAGAUCAAGAACAUGCAGCAUUUUUACUA
This is a messenger RNA of Glycine soja, 1139 nucleotides long. RefSeq lists its product as uncharacterized. The coding region runs from base 275 to 661 and encodes 128 amino acids. NCBI's taxonomy places the organism in Eukaryota, Viridiplantae, Streptophyta, Magnoliopsida, Fabales, Fabaceae. The transcript is spliced from 4 exons. The record is from RefSeq and is a predicted model, not a curated record.